CAAUCGAAUAUUUCGAACAGACGCACAACGAAAACAAAAUUACAUUUUUUUUCGGCCAAAUUUAAGUUUUUUAGAACGUUUUAUAGCGUUUUGGGGCUCUUCUGAUAAGCCGGUUGACCUUAGUUGAGCGGCAGCUGUUGGGAGGAAAACACAGUGCCACGAGAAAAUGGAGCUAACUGGUUGGGUGAAAAACUAUGAUUGGGGACGCAAGGGCAUCAACUCGGCCGUCGCCCAAUUGGCCAUGGCCAACGAUCCGGACUUUACGCUAAAUGAGCAGGAGAGCUAUGCGGAAAUGUGGAUGGGCACACACAUCUGUGGAGUGUCCGUGGUCAAGGAAACUGGCGAGACCUUGGAUCGGGUGCUGAAAAAGGAUUUGCCAUACCUGUUCAAGGUUUUGAGCAUAAGAAAAGCCUUGAGCAUACAAGUUCAUCCGAAUAAAUGCGAAGCUGAGCGCUUGCACAAGGAACGUCCAGAGAUCUACAAGGACGACAAUCAUAAGCCAGAAUUGGCCAUAGCUCUGACGCCAUUUGUGGCUCUAGUUGGAUUCCAGCCAGUCGAGGACAUCAGAGACUUUAUUGACGAGUUCCAGCCCCUUUCAAAGCUCAUCGGCAAGGAAGCUGUGGACAAACUGCAUCAAAGUCCCAGCUCCGAGACGCUUAAACUGUGCUACGAGAAACUGAUGAAGUCUGAAGAGGCUGUCGUUGCCAAGUGCAUUAAGGAUAUAGCCAAAAACUAUCAGAAAGAACUGAGGUUCAAUGAGCUGCUGGACGUGUUCAACAAGGUCAACGCGGACUUUCCUGGGGAUGUGGGCGUGUUAUCGCUUUUCUUCUUGAAUCUAGUCCACUUGCAGCCGGGCCAGGCCAUUUACCUGGGCGCCAAUGAGAUUCACGCGUAUCUAGACGGCGACUGCGUCGAGUGCAUGGCUUGCUCGGACAACGUAAUACGCGCUGGUCUCACGCCAAAGUACAAGGACGUAGAGCAGUUGAUUUCCUCGGUGAUCUUCGAAGGUGCAGAUGCUGGCCGCAAGCACUUCUUGCCCUAUCACAUUGACGAAAACGUCCAGGUGUACGUCCCGCCCGUGGACGACUUUGCGGUGAUUCAUGUGGCCAUUAAGCAUACCGUGGACACGUAUAAGUUGAAAAUUCAACCAUACGGCUCCAUACUAAUAACACUGGCGGGCUCGCGCACAUUGCGGCUGAACACCAGUGCCGGCCCCAAAGAGAUCGUGUUGACGCGCGGCAGCAUUGUCUACAUUCCAGUGGAGGCAGCGCCGGAAAUUGAAUUUGCCCCAGCCGAAGAUUGUGGCGAGAACUUCACAGGCUAUAUAGCGACAUAUAACUAUUUUCGAAUUCCAUAAGAUAAUAAUGGCAGUCUAAAUCUUCUGUAAAGUGCAAUAAACUCAUUUUUGAUUUAA
Messenger RNA from Drosophila obscura, 1414 nucleotides. It is a transcript of the gene Mpi, whose product is annotated as mannose-6-phosphate isomerase. The transcript is spliced from 3 exons. NCBI's taxonomy places the organism in Eukaryota, Metazoa, Arthropoda, Insecta, Diptera, Drosophilidae. The record is from RefSeq and is a predicted model, not a curated record. Gene Ontology annotation, biological process: GDP-mannose biosynthetic process; carbohydrate metabolic process. Gene Ontology annotation, molecular function: mannose-6-phosphate isomerase activity; zinc ion binding. Gene Ontology annotation, cellular component: cytosol. The coding region runs from base 167 to 1357 and encodes 396 amino acids.